This is a messenger RNA of Myripristis murdjan (pinecone soldierfish), 1071 nucleotides long. RefSeq names its product deltex E3 ubiquitin ligase 3L a (gene dtx3la). Gene Ontology annotation, biological process: protein ubiquitination; Notch signaling pathway. The record is from RefSeq and is a predicted model, not a curated record. Lineage: Eukaryota; Metazoa; Chordata; Actinopteri; Holocentriformes; Holocentridae. Bases 149 to 664 code for a protein of 171 amino acids. The transcript has 5 exons.
AUUUCCCUCUCUCUGUCUCUCCCUGUGUCUCUCUGUCUCGCUCUGUCUCUCUCUGUCGUCAACCAGGAGCAGAACUAAUGUCUGUGCCCCACACAGCAGAGCACCAAGAGGAAGGAAAGGAAGAUAAUCUGUUAAGCUGUUCAUCAAAAUGGGCUCAGGGCAGAGCAAGGACAAGUUCCACUGUAACCAGUAUCUGAAUGGAGACGGACCUCCGUCACUAGCAGAACAAGCGGGUGACGGAGUGAAUGGAAAGUACCGAAUGUUUAAUGGCUCCCAGCCAGAGGGCCAGAUGACCUGGGUGAUCCUCCACAGGGACCUGCCGGGCUUCCCUGACGACAACACCCUGCAGGUCAACUACAUCUUCCCCGAUGGCAUACAGACAGAGAAACAUCCCCACCCUGGCCAGCCUUUUGCUGCGCUGAGAAUGUUGGCUUACCUGCCCGACAACCGCGAGGGCAGGAGGGUUCUCAGGCUGCUGGACAAGGCCUUCAGGCAGCAGCUCCUGUUCACUGUGGCCACCGACCAGCAUGGAGAAGACACCAUCACCACAACCAGCAUCCCCCUCAAAACACAGCCAGACGGCGGCAGCAAGAUUGAGAGCUACCCAGACCCAGAUUACCUGAAGACUGUGAGGAAGCUGCUGAAAGACAAAGGAAUCGAGUGAUGCGACCCCACUCACAACAGCUGGAGAAACACUGGACAGAUGAAGAAAUCUGCACUUCACACUGCAGUCCAGCUCUGCAUGUCCAGAGCUCAUGUGCAAUACAGUUUUUUAUUUGAAUACCAGCAAAGGUUUGUUAAUAGAACGUGUAAAAAUAUGUAAUUUUAUCAUGUAAAACAUCCAGAUAAGAUACACUGUAUAGAAUUCUUAAAUGUGUAAUAUGACUAAUCUGAUCAGUUUAGAGAGAGAAAGAGAAAGAGAAAAGUAUAUUUAUUAUUAUUAAUUUAGUUAAGGAUAUUUUAUGAUAAUUUUAUGCUUCUUUGAUUUUCUGUUACAUGUCCAUCCAAUGUGAAUGUAAUGAUGACUUUGUAAUGAUGAUGAAUUUGUAGUGAUAUUGCUGUAUUUGAGGG